This is a messenger RNA of Striga hermonthica, 2016 nucleotides long. The record is from the annotation of a GenBank genome assembly. NCBI's taxonomy places the organism in Eukaryota, Viridiplantae, Streptophyta, Magnoliopsida, Lamiales, Orobanchaceae.
AUGGAGCUGAAGGCCCCACUGCUGCUAGCUUUACUCUGCCUCGCCUCUCGCCUUCAUUAUUCUUUCGCAGCUUCAGGAGGAACAAACUCAUUUGAAUCGGUUCCUGACCUUGAAAAGUCUAUGUACACACAAAUCGAUGGAUUCCCAUGCGUUCGACUUCUCAAUCUUUCAGGGGAAAUCGGUUGUUCAAAUCCUGGCCGUGGAAAUGUUGUUGCUCCAGUUGUUAGAUUUAAGAAUGCAAAGGAGCUGACUGAACCAGCUUCAGUCUUGGUUUCUCCAGAUGAGUUUGAAAGCUUACUUUCAAGGCUAUUGAGUGAUUCAAAUUUUGCUAGAAAUGUGGCUGGGAUUUUAGUUGAAUCUGGAACUCAUGUUCAAAAUAGUUUAAAAGGAUUCUCCCCAGAUGCAAAGUUUCCACAGGCAGAAUUUGCUCCAUACAGAAACAACAAUUUUGAGUGGAACCCAGCUGGAUCUGGAAUCAUGUGGAAGGCUUAUAAUUUCCCAAUCUUUUUGCUCUCUCAGAAUAGCACAUCGACCUUGCAAGAGGCUGCCUUGAAGAAUGAGAAGAACAAAAAAUCUUAUACUAAAGUUGUUUCUGAGUUUGAUUUAGUGAUGCAGACUACAAAAUCUGGUACUCAUGACUCUGACACUUGUUUGAAAGAAGGAACUUGUCUUCCCUUAGGUGGAUACAGUGUCUGGUCAGCACUUCCACCAAUUAAAACUUCGUCUCAACUAAAUGGAAAACCAAUUGUGCUGGUGAUGACAUCUAUGGACUCUGCAUCCUUUUUCCGUGACAAAAGCCUAGGAGCCGAGUCCCCUAUAUCUGGUCUAAUUGCAUCGCUUGCUGUUGUUGAUGCACUAUCACACCUGGAUGGGUUAGGAGAGCUUAAUAAGCAGCUUGUCUUUGUGGUUCUCACUGGAGAGACUUGGGGCUAUCUUGGGAGCCGGAGAAUUUUUCUAGAGUUUGAUCAACAAUCAGAUUCCGUGAAAGGCCUCAACCUGGAAAACAUUGAAACGGUAUUGGAAAUUGGAUCAGUGGGAAAGAGCUAUCCUCAGGGCAUCAAAACCUUUUUUGCUCAUACUGCUGGGACUACAUCCGCUGUGAAUGGAACAUUAAAUGCACUACAACACGCGAAAGAUUCUUUGGCAUCUGAAAGCAUUAUGGUCAAAGCAGCCAGUACAUCAAAUCCUGGGGUACCUCCAUCCUCGUUAAUGACAUUUUUGAGAAAGAAACCACUGAUUUCUGGACUUGUGUUGGAAGAUUUUGAUUCUGCUUUCAGCAAUGAGUUCUACCACAGCCAUUUUGAUGACCUAUCAAAUAUAAACUCCUCAUCCAUCACAGCAGCUGCUUCUCUUGUUGCUCGAACUCUAUUUAUCCUUGCUGGUGGUGAAAAUCCUUCAGCUAUAAAUAACAUAAAGAUCAAUUCCUCUUUAGUUGACGAGCUUAUCAGCUGCUUAUUGAAUUGUGAUCCCGGGCUAUCAUGUGAACUCGUGAAGCACUACAUUUCGCCCUCAACAGCUUGCCCAAGCCAUUAUGUGGGUGUCAUAUUGGGAAAACCAUCUUCUACGCCUUAUCCUUCAUAUGUCGGGGAUGUUUCAAGGUUCGUGUGGAACUUUUUGGCUGAUAAGACUUCAAUACCAUCUAAAAAUGUAAGCUCCUCAUGCCCGAAAGAUUGUCACGAUGUUGAUGAAUUGUGCAUUAGAGAAGAGGCUGAUGGAAAAGGAGUUUGCGUUAUCUCAACAACCAGGUAUGUCCCUGCAUACUCGACCCGUUUGAAGUACGACGAGUCAGUCGAAAGCUGGACAGUGCUACCCAUUAACUCCUCGGAUACCAUGGGCACCGAGGAUCCCAUUUGGACAGAAAGCAAUUGGGAUACAAUCAAUCUCCGGCUUUACACAGUCCAAACAUCUACCUAUGACAACCUAAUUUUAUUAUUGGGUAUUAUCAUUACCUUUUUGUCGUACCUCGUUAUAGCAAUAGGAAGAACUGUCAUAAGAAAAGCCUUGAAGCAGGACUGA